Molecule: messenger RNA, 767 nt
Organism: Clupea harengus (Atlantic herring)
Lineage: Eukaryota; Metazoa; Chordata; Actinopteri; Clupeiformes; Clupeidae
Exons: 3
Coding region: 1-735 (244 amino acids)
Biological process (GO): blood coagulation, common pathway; fibrinolysis; positive regulation of heterotypic cell-cell adhesion
Cellular component (GO): fibrinogen complex
Molecular function (GO): extracellular matrix structural constituent; protein-macromolecule adaptor activity
Source: RefSeq, a predicted model, not a curated record
AUGGUGACCGCAGAGAGGGGGGGGGGAUGGGGGGGAUGGGGGGUCGCCCCUUCCUCUCCUCUUCGCCUGUCUGACGCCCUGCUGCUCCUGCUUCUGUCUCUCCUGGCGACGGUUGCCGGUGGCGACGGCGAGGAGCACCCCCAGUGCGGCGAGUACAGCAACCAGGUGCUGGAGGACGGCAUGUGCCGCCUGGUUGCCACGCUGCCCCAGAUGGACGAGGGCGAGGGCCGCUGCCCCGACAUGUUCCGCUGCACGGACGAGGUGGCCUUCUGGCUGCGCGAGAACGAGGGGCGCAAGCAGCAGAUCCUCGCCCUCAAGGAGACCAUCUCAGAGCUGCAGGAGGAGCUACGCAACCACAGGCACCGCGUCAAAGUGCUGGAGCUACAGAGUGAGGAGAGGAACCGUGUGAACUCGUCCCUGGAGCAGCGUGUUCAUGAGCUGGAGGAUCACUACGCCGAGGCCAGUACCCUUCUUCACCUGCAGGGGUCGCUGUUGUACAGCCUGCAGGCCCAGAUAGGGAACCUCUCUCUGCAGGUGGAGAAGGUCCGACGCAACCCCGGCUGCAUGAUCAACAUCGUCAAGACCAGCCCACUGCUCAGUGCACAGGAGGCACUGCAUCCAGAGGUGCAGCAUGUGAGGAACUGCCCCAUUGACUGCGCCUCCAUCUACUAUAACGGGGUCUAUAUACGUGUGUGUGUGUGUGUGUGUGUGUCUCCUCAGAGGUGCAGCAUGUGAGGAACUGCCCCAUUGACUGCGCCUCCAUCUAC